ACGCCUACCGAAGGACCCCAGGCCCACGUGUGUUCCUCUCUCCCAGCAGCGAUGGCAGACCUUCAGAUGAAGCUUCUUCGGAAGAAAAUUCAGAAAAGAAAUGAAAAGAAUAAAGAACGCAAACUACGGCAGAAGCAGCGAGAAGAAGAAGAUAAUGAGUCUAAAAUCUUUGAAGAAUGCAGUGCCAAGGCGGGUGAAGAGGCCGCAGUUCCAGACACACAUCAGGACGAGCCUCAGAUAGAUCAGAAGGGUCUGUCCAAUGAAGAGGACAGUGUCACAGAGAACAGCAGCAAGAAGAAGAAGAAAAAGAAGAAAAGAAAACUGGAUGAAGCUGAUGAUGCCACCAACACAGAUGUGAAAAAAUCCAAACAGGGGAAUUGUGAAGGUGAUGGAGAUGAGACGAUUGAGCCCUCAGAGGCAGAAGACAAGCAUUCGAUUGAGGUGAGAGAAGAGGAAUGUGAGGAUGGAGUGGAUGAAGAGGAGGGUGAUGAGGAAGAUGAGGGGCCAGCACUUCCAUCAGGACUGACAGGAGCAUUCGAGGACCAGUCAUUUGCGUCGCUGGCGGAGCUUGUGAGUGAGAAUACAUUGAAGGGUGUUAAGGAGAUGGGCUUUGAGUUCAUGACUGAGAUCCAGCACAAAAGCAUUCGCCCCCUACUGGAAGGGAGAGAUGUGCUGGCAGCUGCUAAAACAGGCAGUGGGAAAACUUUAGCUUUCCUCAUUCCUGCCAUAGAGCUCAUUUACAAACUCAAGUUCAUGCCAAGAAAUGGUGCUGGAGUGCUCAUUUUGUCCCCAACGCGUGAGCUAGCCAUGCAAACUUAUGGAGUACUGAAGGAGCUCAUGACCCAUCACGUGCACACAUAUGGCCUUAUUAUGGGUGGCAGCAACCGCUCUGCCGAAGCACAGAAACUUGGUAAUGGAGUCAACAUCUUGGUGGCCACACCUGGAAGGCUGCUUGACCAUUUGCAGAACACACCUGGUUUUAUGUAUAAGAACCUGCAGUGUUUGAUUAUUGAUGAAGCAGACAGGAUUCUGGAGGUUGGCUUUGAAGAAGAACUGAAACAGAUCAUAAAACUGCUGCCAAAGAAGAGGCAGACCAUGUUGUUCUCAGCUACACAGACCAGGAAGGUGGAGGAUUUGGCACGGAUCUCCCUGAAAAAAGAACCGCUAUAUGUGGGAGUGGAUGACAACAAAGAAACGGCCACUGUGGAUGGACUGGAACAGGGUUAUGUAGUGUGCCCAUCUGAGAAGCGCUUCCUGCUGCUCUUCACGUUUCUAAAGAAGAACCGCAAGAAGAAGUUGAUGGUGUUUUUCUCCUCCUGCAUGUCAGUGAAGUUUCACUAUGAGCUGCUUAACUACAUCGACUUACCCGUCAUGGCCAUCCAUGGCAAGCAGAAGCAGACAAAGAGAACCACCACAUUUUUCCAGUUCUGUAAUGCAGACUCGGGCAUCCUGCUCUGCACUGAUGUCGCUGCCAGAGGGCUCGACAUUCCUGAGGUGGACUGGAUCGUCCAGUAUGACCCACCCGAUGACCCAAAGGAAUAUAUCCACCGUGUGGGCAGAACUGCUCGAGGUAUUGAUGGCAGAGGACAUGCACUUCUCAUCCUCAGGCCUGAAGAGCUUGGCUUCCUGCGUUAUCUCAAACAGGCCAAGGUACCAUUGAGUGAGUUUGAAUUCUCCUGGAGCAAGAUCUCAGAUAUUCAGUCACAGCUGGAGAAGCUGAUUGAGAAGAAUUACUACCUGCAUAAAUCAGCUCAGGAAGCAUACAAGUCAUACGUGAGGGCGUACGACUCUCACUCCCUCAAACAGAUCUACAACGUACAGACGCUGAAUCUUCCCCAGGUGGCGCUGUCAUUUGGCUUCAAAGUACCACCCUAUGUUGACCUCAAUGUGCAUAGCAGUAAAGGUGCAAAGCUGCAGAAGAGAGGAGGCGGCGGAGGCUUUGGCUACCAGAAAUCCAAAAAUGUGCACAAGGCCAAGAUCUUCAAGCAUGUCAACAAAGGAAAAGGGGACCACAGACAGUUCUCACGCUGAGCCUGCAAUUUUUUCGUAUAAUUUUUCUACUUAAGCUUUUUUUUCUGUCCUUAUUACUUCACCAUGGAUGGAUGGAAAGAGUCAUUUUUUCCAUAAUGUGGCUGGUUUGUGAAACAUCAGGUUGUUACUUAGAAUAAGUAUUCAGAGAAGCUCAUCAGCAGAAGACUGAACUUUGGGCUGUUUUCAUUCCCUAUCUCUAUGUUGGGGAAAUCUCUAAUCUGCUUGUUCAUACGGAAUCCAUUUGAAUUGUACAUUGUUUGUCCUGUCCUCUUUAUAUUGCUGAACUAUUGAUAUAUUAAAGAAAUAAUCAAGAACCCUUA
This is a messenger RNA of Colossoma macropomum (tambaqui), 2351 nucleotides long. It is a transcript of the gene ddx18, whose product is annotated as DEAD (Asp-Glu-Ala-Asp) box polypeptide 18. Gene Ontology annotation, cellular component: nucleolus. Gene Ontology annotation, molecular function: nucleic acid binding; ATP binding; RNA helicase activity. The transcript is spliced from 14 exons. Gene Ontology annotation, biological process: maturation of LSU-rRNA from tricistronic rRNA transcript (SSU-rRNA, 5.8S rRNA, LSU-rRNA). NCBI's taxonomy places the organism in Eukaryota, Metazoa, Chordata, Actinopteri, Characiformes, Serrasalmidae. Bases 52 to 2031 code for a protein of 659 amino acids. The record is from RefSeq and is a predicted model, not a curated record.